AGCUUGUACUUUGGGUUAGGAGUCUGUGUAAUUGCACUAAUAGGAUAUUAAAAAAAUGAGCAAACCACUGGUGUUAUGUUCAUACCUUGAUCGUUCUGCUGGGAGAUGGAAUGGUGUUACCGAUUUCUUUGUUAACAUUUUCGAGAAGAGAUUUAAGAUUAUCUGGAUGGAUGACUUUGAACAGGAUGUUGCAAAAUAUGCUAAAGAUGUGGUUGCAAUUGCAUCUUUUAUUAAGAGGCCACCUGUCACCGAAGAACUGAUUAAAAAACUUCCCAAUUUAAAAAUUGUUGCCAACAUUGGAGUUGGGUAUAAUCAUCUGGAUGUGCCAAUGAUUCGCUCAUUUGGUGUGAAGGUUUCAAACACACCACUUGUUCUUGAUGAUGCAACAUCAGACCUUGGCAUGGCUCUAUUGCUGAAUGCAGGACGGCAGCUUCAUUCAAAUAUUACUCUUUUGCGAUCUCCUGAAACAACUCAAAUUGAUACAAACUAUAUGACAAAUGAUGUGAGUGGUACCACCAUUGGUAUCCUUGGAAUGGGAAGGAUUGGAUACAAAGUUGCACAGCGAGCAAAAGCCUUUAAUAUGAAGAUUCUUUACCACAACAGAAGCAGAAGAGACGAGGGGGAAGAAGCCAACAUUGGAGCUCAGUACUACAGCAACCUCAAUGAAAUGCUGCCACACUGUGAUUAUGUUAUGGUCACAUUGCCUUUGACAGCAGAAACCCAAAAAAUAAUGGGAUCUGCUCAGUUUAAGUUGAUGAAGUCUACGGCUAUACUUGUCAAUAUUUCUAGAGGUGGUACCGUGGACCAAGAUGCGCUCGUACACGCGCUGACACACGGAGAAAUUCAGUUUGCUGCGCUUGACGUCACGGAGCCAGAACCUCUCCCACGUGACCACAAGCUGCUGAGCCUCGAAAACGUAAUCAUUACACCACACAUGGGAAGUGGUACGCUAAAUACAAGAAUAGCCAUGGCGCAAAAAGCAUUCGACAACGUUGUUGCUGCAGUUGAUGGUACAGCACUACCAUCCGAAGUAUUCAAAUAAGCUACGCUAUAAAUCGUUUCAUUACCGAGCAAUGCAUGUUCUUAUCUUAUUAAUUUUUCACUAUUCGUGCAAUUACCGAAUCGUGCAUUCCAAAUUUUAGCACUACAUUCGUAAUUACUUACAUUCCAUAAAGACGUAACUGUAUUUGUAUCAAAAGCUAUGGGGAACAGUA
This is a messenger RNA of Ciona intestinalis (vase tunicate), 1214 nucleotides long. Its product is annotated as putative 2-ketogluconate reductase. NCBI's taxonomy places the organism in Eukaryota, Metazoa, Chordata, Ascidiacea, Phlebobranchia, Cionidae. Gene Ontology annotation, molecular function: hydroxypyruvate reductase [NAD(P)H] activity; glyoxylate reductase (NADPH) activity; NAD binding. The record is from RefSeq and is a predicted model, not a curated record. Gene Ontology annotation, cellular component: cytosol.